Messenger RNA from Penicillium hordei, 1617 nucleotides. RefSeq lists its product as uncharacterized. Gene Ontology annotation, molecular function: sulfate transmembrane transporter activity. Gene Ontology annotation, cellular component: membrane. The record is from RefSeq and is a predicted model, not a curated record. Bases 1 to 1617 code for a protein of 538 amino acids. The transcript has 6 exons. Lineage: Eukaryota; Fungi; Ascomycota; Eurotiomycetes; Eurotiales; Aspergillaceae. Gene Ontology annotation, biological process: transmembrane transport.
AUGUCCACGGAGGAAAUAAAGACAGCGCAUGUUGCUGCUAGUAGUGCAGAUGGCUCAGACGAAGAGGGGCAGAAGACUGAGCUACACAAAGGAGAAGGUACCUUUGAGGCCAGCGAAGGCCAUCACUUCUACCGGCCCAUUGACAGCUAUGAGGGACUCCAUCGCUGGGAUCCCAACUUUCAAUGGACGGAGACAGAAGAGAGAAACAUUGUCAGGAAGAUUGAUGCUCGUGUCUGCACGUUUGCUUGCAUCACUUUCUUUGCAUUGCAGCUUGAUCGAGGAAACAUCCGCCAGGCACUCGCCAGUACGCUUCUAAAAGAUCUUAAAAUGACCAGCAAUGAUUACAACUUGGGUCAGACAAUCUUUCUGGUCUGCUUCUUGUUGGCCGAGAUGCCCUCCCAGCUACUCUCCAAAAGAAUCGGGCCAGACCGUUGGAUCCCUAUUCAAAUUGUGUCAUGGAGUCUGGUCGCAGCUUGCCAGGCCUUUUUAACUGGGCGUGCCUCAUAUCUGGCCUGUCGAGCUCUGCUGGGGUUCCUAGAAGGCGGCUUUAUACCUGACACAAUUCUUUUCUUGUCGUUCUUCUACAAAUCUAGUGAGCUGCCGAGAAGAUUGACAGCUUUCUGGAUUUCCUUUACCGUCGCUGGAAUUGUUGGUUCAUUCUUAGCCUUCGGCCUCCUCCACAUCACCGAUGCCGACGGCAGCGGUGGCUGGAGAUAUCUAUUUGCGUAUGAGGGUCUCAUAACCGGCAUCAUUGGAAUCGUCGCGUAUUUCUGGAUGCCAGCAUCACCCGUGCAAACCAAGGGAGGUUUCCGCGGAAAGAACGGAUGGUUUACGGAGCAUGAAGAGAAGAUCAUGGUGAACCGAGUCAUUCGGGACGAUCCUAGUAAGGGCAGUAUGCACAACCGACAAGCCGUCACCCCGGGGCUCUUUUGGGAAUCGCUCAAGGAUUACCAUAUGUGGCCAAUUUAUACACUUGGUCUAAUCUGGAUGAUUCCGUCGAGUCCAGCGCAAAGUUACCUCACGCUACAACUGCGAUCCCAGGGAUUCACAACCUUCCAGACCAAUUUGUUGGUAAUUCCGUCGGAUGUCGUCGCGAUUGUCACCAUGAUAGCCAUUACCUGGAUUGCGGAGCGUACAAACCAGCGCCUGCUUUGGGGCGUAGGAGUGGAAUUCUGGAACCUAGCCCUGCUGAUUGCACUGGAGGUGCUCCCUGAAAAGAGCAUGCCCUGGCCCCGUUGGGCGAUACUUACACUUCUUGUUGGUUCGCCGAGUAUUCAUCCUGUUGUGGUGGCGUUGACUUCACGGAAUGCCGGAUCUGUACGGACUCGUACUGUUGCUUCUGCAUUGUAUAAUAUGUCUGUACAAUUGAGUAGUAUCGCUAGUGCUAAUGUGUACCAAGCAAAAGAUGCGCCAUACUACAAAAAUGGAAACAAAGUUCUUAUCGCGUUGGCUGUUGUCAGCGGAUUCCUUUUUGUGGUCGCGAAGGUCUACUACGAUUGGUGGAAUAAAUAUAACUCUACAAAAUGGGACGCUAUGACGAGCGAGCAAAGGGAGCUUUACUUGCGUGAAAACCCGGUAUUGACUAACAAGAGAAUUGACUUCCGCUUUGCUCGUUAA